AGAAUGCAAACUGCCGUAAAACCUCGAAGAAGAAGACUGUCGCUAGCUCAGUGCAGCCAUGUCGGCCCUGCUCUGCCUCGUAGCAGGAGCAGUGUCCUGCUAUGUGAUAGUGUACUACGGUGUGUUCAGAGGAGCCAGCUGCUCAAGUUCAGUGUCGCUGAAGGGGAAGACGGCCAUUGUUACAGGAAGCAACACUGGCAUCGGCAAGGCCACGGCUCUGGAUCUGGCAAAGAGAGGAGCCAGGGUGAUCCUGGCCUGCCGCAGCCAGGAGAAAGCUGAGGCGGCUGCUUUUGACAUCCGCAGAGAGAGUGGGAACAAUCAGGUGGUGUUCAUGCAGUUGGAUCUGGCGAGUUUCAAGUCUGUUCGCAGCUUUGCUGAAACCUUCCUGAAGACUGAACCCAGACUGGACAUCCUCAUCAACAACGCAGGUGUGAUGGGUCCAGGACAGACGGAGGAUGGUUUCAGCAUGGCGUUUGGGGUAAACCACCUGGGCCACUUCCUGCUCACCAACCUUCUCCUGGAGCGACUACAGCAGUGCGGUCCCAGUCGAGUGGUCACCGUGGCUGCCCUUCUGCACCGCUUUGGCAACAUUGAUUUCCCUCUGCUGGCUUCCAAGAAGGAUUUAGUGUCUAGUCAGUCUACCUGGCACAGCUUUCAGGACCACUGCAACAGCAAGCUGUGUAAUGUGCUCUUCACCAGGGAGCUGGCCAACAGGCUGGAGGGCACCAGUGUCACCUGCUACAGCCUCCACCCAGGAGUCAUUUGCACAGAACUGUGCCGCAGUAUGAGCUUGUGGCAGCAGCUCCUCAUAAUGCCCUUUGCCAAGCUCUUCUUCCUGGACCCUGAGGGGGGGUCCCAGACCACCCUGUACUGUGCCCUGCAAGAGGGCAUCGAGCCUCUUAGCGGACGCUGCUUCUCUAACUGUGCACUGCAACAAGUGGGAGCCAAGGGACGAGAUGAUGCCCUGGCAAAGAAGCUGUGGGAAGUGAGCGAGAGGCUAACCAGUUCCUCAUAAGAGACGGAAUCUUAAUCCAGAAGCUCCAACCUCAACCGGCCUCCAGUGUUCAAGUCGUAGUGUUUGGCUGGUUUCUUAUGGUCUCAUAGAUGUACGAGGUAGUGGAUCUUUUGAAUAAUGACAGAGCAUAUUAAUAUUUCUAUUAUCUGCAUAACCUUACACUUGUGCUGCUGAUUAUCAGAUGGCAGUUUUCUACAAAGAUGUCAUGAUUGUGCUUGUGGCCAAAUUACAUUUAAAAAAAACCCAACUGAAAUCUGGGAAGUUUCAGUUACAAAUUCCACUUAAAUCCUACUUAAAAAAGCACAGGUAUGAGUGAUAUGAUAAUCUGCAGCAGGUACAAAUGUUAAUCUAAGUAAGGAAAAUGCAGAUACUCUUAAAAUCAGGCAUGUCGGCGGAGUCAUUAUAGUGCCCUGUGUAAAUAAACUCUAGUGCUCUCAAUGUCA
This is a messenger RNA of Siniperca chuatsi (mandarin fish), 1458 nucleotides long. RefSeq names its product dehydrogenase/reductase SDR family member 13-like. The record is from RefSeq and is a predicted model, not a curated record. The transcript has 5 exons. NCBI's taxonomy places the organism in Eukaryota, Metazoa, Chordata, Actinopteri, Centrarchiformes, Sinipercidae. Bases 59 to 1015 code for a protein of 318 amino acids.